Molecule: messenger RNA, 2272 nt
Organism: Suncus etruscus (white-toothed pygmy shrew)
Lineage: Eukaryota; Metazoa; Chordata; Mammalia; Eulipotyphla; Soricidae
Gene: KCNJ10
Product: potassium inwardly rectifying channel subfamily J member 10
Exons: 2
Coding region: 217-1356 (379 amino acids)
Biological process (GO): potassium ion import across plasma membrane; regulation of monoatomic ion transmembrane transport
Cellular component (GO): plasma membrane
Molecular function (GO): inward rectifier potassium channel activity
Source: RefSeq, a predicted model, not a curated record
UGCAGAGGGAGGGGGCGGCCCGGCCCGGCCCAGCUCUGCCCCUGGUCGGCCCGACCCCGGCCCCGGCCCCGGCCCAGCCCUUAUCUGAUCCUACUUGGCGUUUAAGAGUCCCGGUCCCGCCGCCGCCAACUCGCUGCGCUCCGCUGCUUUCUCCUGCCCGCCCCGUCCGUCCUUCUGACCUGCUGCCCGCCCAGAACCCACCCCUCUGGGACCAAGAUGGCCUCGGUGGCUAAGGUGUACUACAGCCAGACAACACAGACAGAGAUCCGGCCGCUGGUGGGCCCGGGGCUCCGGCGGCGUCGCGUGCUGACUAAAGAUGGCCGCAGCAACGUGCGCAUGGAGCACAUCGCCGACAAGCGCUUCCUCUACCUCAAGGACCUGUGGACCACCUUCAUCGACAUGCAGUGGCGCUACAAGCUCCUGCUUUUCUCCGCCACCUUCGCUGGCACCUGGUUCCUCUUUGGUGUGGUGUGGUACUUGGUGGCUGUGGCACAUGGGGACCUGCUGGAGCUGGGCCCGCCUGCCAACCACACACCCUGCGUUGUGCAGGUGCACACAUUGACGGGUGCCUUCCUCUUCUCAUUAGAGUCGCAGACCACCAUCGGCUAUGGCUUCCGGUACAUCAGCGAGGAGUGUCCGCUGGCCAUUGCCCUGCUCAUCGUCCAGCUGGUGCUCACUACCAUCCUGGAGAUCUUCAUCACCGGCACCUUUCUGGCCAAGAUUGCCCGGCCCAAGAAGAGGGCCGAGACUAUCCGCUUCAGCCAGCACGCCGUGGUGGCUGCGCACGACGGCAAGCCCUGCCUCAUGAUCCGUGUGGCCAACAUGCGCAAGAGUCUUCUCAUCGGCUGCCAGGUGACGGGCAAGCUGCUGCAGACGCACCAGACCAAGGAGGGCGAGAACAUCCGGCUCAACCAGGUCAACGUGGCCUUCCAGGUGGACACGGCCUCCGACAGCCCCUUUCUCAUCCUGCCCUUGACCUUCUACCACGUGGUGGACGAUGCCAGCCCUCUGAAGGACCUGCCACUGCGCAGUGGUGAGGGUGAUUUCGAGCUGGUGCUCAUACUCAGCGGGACUGUGGAAUCCACCAGUGCCACCUGCCAAGUGCGCACGUCCUACCUGCCUGAGGAGAUCCUUUGGGGCUAUGAGUUCACGCCGGCCAUCUCACUCUCAGCCAGCGGCAAGUACGUUGCCGACUUCAGCCUCUUUGACCAGGUGGUGAAGGUAGCACCACCUGCUGGCCUCCGGGACAGCGCCAGCCGCUGCGGGGACCCCGAGAAGCUCAAGCUGGAGGAGUCUCUGCGGGAGCAGGCUGAGAAGGAGGGGGGUGCACUGAGCGUGCGUAUCAGCAAUGUCUGAGCUGGUCCUGGAUGAGGCCCCACUCCUCUUUCUCCUCCUCUUCCUCCCCUGCCCUACUUCACUCCCUCCCUGCACACAGAGAGGGUAAGGCCAGAGCCCUGCUUGGAGGCUAACCCCAGAGGCCAUCUCCCCAGCUCUCAGCCAGCAAAUUCCUUAAGGCUGGACCCUCUCCCACUGCCCCUUGGGGUCUUGCCCGAGGAAGACAGAUGGGACAGUCUCCCCAUGUCUGGGUUCCCCGUCUGGACACUGCAUUGCCCGGAAUGGGAUCUGGGCAGUUCUCCACGUGCUUCACACCAGGCUCCUGACUAUUCUGUCCCUCAGAGAUGGGGCAGCACCAAUGGUUGCCUUAGACCCCGUGUGUCCUUCAGCAGUCCCCCCUAUAGCCUUUCCAUGGUCCAGCUCACAUGCCAUCUCUGCCCCUCUUCCCCCAGUCCUGUCCAAGCCAGCCUGGAUACCUGCUGGCCCAUCUCCAGUAGGGGACACCUCCAACAGGAUGGGGGAUUCUCUAAUUUCCAGGAGCUCUGUGGGGGCCAGGCCCUGGGUAGAACUGGUUACAGAAGCCACCACUCUCCUCUCUGUGUCCCCAAGAAGUGUCUGCCACAUCAGGAUGCAGAAGGUGGUGGAGAGCUGCCUUGUCAUAGCAGCCAAUGUGCUUGUUGUCACACACAGGAAAGUCACUCACCCAGCUGUUGUCCCUGUGCAACUGUCCUCAGGAACCUGAUCCUGUGGGGUGCAGUGAAACCCCUGUGUGGUGCAGGUGCAGUUGGUCUGGAGCAGGGGACUGUCACCCAGUUCUAAGCUCCACAAACAAUGGCAUGCAGCAUAGGAGGGACCCACAGGCCCCUCUGAGGGCUGCACCCUCAGCCCACCAUGCCCUGAGAAGGAACUUUCUCCCUACCAUGGAAUUUCCUUCAAA